CAAAUUGCCAUUUACUACCAUCGGAACGGUCGAGUUGUCAAACAAAGAUGGCAGACGCUGCUGUUGAAACGGCGCCGAAUGAUGAAAAUGAUGAUACAUGGUUGUACGGAGAGUCCAACACUGAUCAAAAUGAAGGCUCGGAACCAAAUCUUAGUGAAAAAGAAAAACAACUUCCUUCGACAAUUGAAAGCGCGGAUCAAGAAACAGAAGAAAAGGAUCAGGAUGAAAAUGAAGGGAAUAACGACGAUUCCCAUUUUAAUGAUGAACACUUUGGAGAAGUAGAAAGAGAUGGACAGAGUCAGACCAAUGGUGAUGCUGAUAGUCAGGAUAAUGGAGAUUCAGACUCCGACGACAGUGAUGAUGUCAAGGUUACAAUAGGAGAGAUCAAAUCAGGCCCGCAAGCUUAUGCCAGCUUGAAUAUUAAGCGAGGGGUAGGCUUAGUUGCCUCAGGAGGUGACAAGCCUAGGAGUGGACCAGCAGCUGGAGGGAAGGUCACCCUUGAAGAUAUGGAUGGCCCUGGCAGCAUCAAUGGAGUACCUGCACUUGAAUUCAAUAUUGAUACAAUAGAAGAUAAGCCUUGGAAUAAGCCUGGUGCUGAUAUAUCAGAUUACUUCAACUAUGGUUUCAACGAGGUGACGUGGAGCGCGUACUGCGAGCGGCAGCGGCGCAUGCGCGUGAACGAGGCGGGCGUGGGGCUGCACGCGCCGCACGCGCCGCACCCGCCGCGCCAGAACGCGCCCGACAUGCGCAGGCCGCCAGGUCCAGUGAGACAUGAUGAUGGCCCACCUAUGAAUCACCAAAAUAAUUAUCAAUCAAGAGAGAACACUAUACAGGUAAUGACAGCAGAGCGGCGCGAGUACGGGCGUGCGGGUCCGGGCCCCGGCGCGGGACCCGGCGCGGGGCCCGGCGGACCCGGCGGGGGCCCCCCGCCCGGACCCGCGCCCGACUACUUCGCGCCUGACCACUACUACCCGCCGCACGCCAGCUACGAGGAGCCCUCUUGGGGUCCGCCAGAGCAGAGCGGGUGGGCGCCCACCGAGAUCAAGGAACUGACGCCGGGCCCCAUGGCACCGCCCUCCGCGCUCGGGCCUCCGAUGGGCAUGCCACACGGCGGGCCCCACGCUGGUCCCCAUACAGGGCCUCACCCCGGACCCCACGCGGGGCCCCACCCGCCCCCGCACAUGAUGCCUGCACCUUUCUCGCCCUACAGGCCGCACCACCCGCCCCCGCACCCGCUCGACCGUGACCGUGACCGUGACCGCGACCGCGACCGUGACCGCGACCGUGAGCGCGAGCGGGAGCGUGACCGUGACCGCGACCGGGUCCGCGAGCGGGAGGAGAGAGACCGCCGGGAGAGGGACAGGAGGGAAGAGGAAGAGAGGGAUCACCGCGAUAGAGAUCGUGAGAGAUCGCGUUCCAUUAAACCGGAUCGUUCACGUGAAAAAUCCUACAGACGAGAACGGUCACGGUCAAGGUCACGGCGCCACAAGUCGCGGUCACGGUCCCCGCGCCUUCGUGAUCGCUCUCGCGACCGUGAGCGCGCUUCCAAAGCGAAGCCGAAGGAAGCGAAGGAGAAGGAUGACGAAAAAUAAGUUAUCGUUGAAAUUACUUAUAGCAGUAAUCAAGUUUUCAUAUAAGUCUUAAUUAAAUAUAAUUUAAGAAUUUUUUA
Messenger RNA from Zerene cesonia (dogface butterfly), 1669 nucleotides. It is a transcript of the gene Fip1, whose product is annotated as pre-mRNA 3'-end-processing factor FIP1. The record is from RefSeq and is a predicted model, not a curated record. The transcript has 10 exons. NCBI's taxonomy places the organism in Eukaryota, Metazoa, Arthropoda, Insecta, Lepidoptera, Pieridae. Gene Ontology annotation, molecular function: RNA binding. The coding region runs from base 48 to 1592 and encodes 514 amino acids. Gene Ontology annotation, cellular component: mRNA cleavage and polyadenylation specificity factor complex.